Gambusia affinis (western mosquitofish) is the source of this 5194-nucleotide messenger RNA. It is a transcript of the gene ankfy1, whose product is annotated as ankyrin repeat and FYVE domain containing 1. The record is from RefSeq and is a predicted model, not a curated record. NCBI's taxonomy places the organism in Eukaryota, Metazoa, Chordata, Actinopteri, Cyprinodontiformes, Poeciliidae. Gene Ontology annotation, molecular function: protein binding; metal ion binding.
ACGAGCUUUUGUGAAGCACUUAAACGCACCACCACCGCCCACUGUGAGCCGCUUCAUCAUAUCGCGAUAGACACCAUCAGUCCGCGGAGCUAACGCAGAGCAACAUGGCGGAAGAGGAGGUGGGGAAGCUGCAGAAGCACCUGGCCUUGCUGAGGCAGGAGUACGUGAAGAUGCAGCAGAAGCUGGCCGACACCGAGAGGCGCUGCGCCGUGCUCGCCGCACAGACUUCCAGCCAGGCCUCUCCAAGCCCUGCGGGUGCAGACACCUUCAUCAGCCGCCUGCUGGAAUUUGUGGCCAACCUCCACCAACAGGAACACUACAGUGAUCUGAAAGUGAAAGUUGCGGGCGAUCAAUACUGUGCCCAUAAGUUUGUGCUGGCCGCUCGCAGCGAUGUCUGGAGUCUGGCCAACCUGGCAUCCACCGCUGAACUGGACCUUACUGACUGCAAAGCUGAGGUUGCCAUGGCGAUGCUGCGCUGGGUGUACACAGACGAGUUGGAGCUCAGUGAGGAUGACGCUUUUCUGAUUGACCUGAUGAAGCUGGCCAACCGGUUCCAGCUUCUCCUGCUCAGAGAGCGGUGUGAAAAAGGUGUGAUGUCAUCCGUAAACGUGAGGAACUGCAUUUGCUUCUACCAAACAGCUGAGGAGCUAAACGCCAGCACCCUGAUGAACUACUGUGGCGAAAUCAUAGCCAGCCACUGGGAUGAUCUGCGGAAAGAAGAUUUCAGUACCAUGAGUGCCCAACUUUUGUACAAGAUGAUCAAAUCGAAAACGGAGUACCCUCUCCACAAAGCCAUCAAAGUCGAGCGGGAAGAUGUGGUGUUUUUGUAUCUCAUAGAGAUGGAUUCGCAGUUACCGGGGAAACUGAAUGAGCUGGACAACAACGGGGACCUUGCUCUGGACCUGGCGCUCUCCAGAAAGCUGGAGGGGAUCGCCACGACUCUGGUUAACAACAAAGCUGACGUGGACAUGGUGGAUCAGAGCGGCUGGAGCCUCCUUCAUAAGGCCAUCCAGAGAGGGGACGAAUUUGCUUCCAUCUUCCUGAUCCGCCACUCGGCUCAGGUGAACGCAGCCACAGUGGGGGCAGUGGAAACCCCUCUUCAUCUGGUCUGCUCCUUCAGCCCCAAGAAGCACACGCCCGAGGUGAUGAGCAGCAUGGCCCGAAUCGCAGAAGCUCUGCUCAAAGCCGGAGCUAACCCCAACAUGCAGAACAGCAAAGGCAGAACUCCGCUGCACGAAGCCGUGGCGUCGGGGAACGAGGCAGUCUUCAAUCAGCUGCUACAGUGCAAACAACUCGACCUGGAGCUGAAGGACCAUGAAGGCAGCACAGCUCUGUGGCUGGCUCUGCAGCACAUCACCAUGUCCUCAGACCUCUCUGUGAAUCCAUUCGAGGACGACGCCCCGGUCGUGAACGGGACGUCGUUCAACGAGAACGGCUUUGCCGCUCAGCUGAUCAAGAGAGGAAGCAAUCCCGACGCACCAGACGCCUCCACAGGAAACUGCCUCAUGCAGAGAGCAGCUCGGGCAGGCAACAAGGCGGCGGCGCUUUUCCUGGCGACUCACGGGGCAAAAGUCAACCACAUGAAUAAAUGGGGCGAGAGCCCGCUCCAUACGGCGUGUCGCUGCGGCCUGGCCAGCCUGACCGCCGAGCUGCUCCAGCAGGGCGCCAACCCCAACCUGCAGACCCAGAAGCCCCUGCCUGAGGAAACUAACGGCGUGGCUCUGCAGACGCCGCUCCACAUGGCCAUAGCUCACAACCACCCAGAUGUCGUUUCUGUCAUCUUGGAACAAAAAGCCAACGCACUUCACGCCACCAACAACUUGCAGAUCAUUCCAGACUUCAGUCUCAAAGACUCCAUGGACCAGACAGUCCUGGGUUUGGCCCUCUGGACAGGUAUGCACACUAUUGCGGCCCAGCUGCUGGGCUCCGGGGCUUCUAUCAAUGACACUAUGUCCAACGGACAAACCCUGCUUCACAUGGCUAUCCAAAGACAGGACAGCAAGAGCGCCCUCUUUCUUCUGGAGCAUCAGGCUGACAUCAACGUUAGGACGCAGGAGGGACAAACGGCGCUACAGCUGGCCAUCGGUAACCAGCUGCCACUAGUGGUGGACGCCAUUUGCACAAGAGGAGCUGAUAUGUCUGUUACAAAUGAAAAGGGGGAUCCUCCGUUAUGGCUGGCCCUCGAGAAUGGCCUGGAAGAUAUCGCAUCCACGCUGGUAAGAGGGGAGGGAAAAAAAAAAAGAAAUUGUGUAUGUUGACAUUAGGUUCAGUUGAACAACCCAGGAGUUGUGCUAAAGAGAAUGUACAACAAUUUGCUGGUUAUUAUUAAAUUACUUGUUUUGUUAAGAUAUUAUCAAAGUUUUUGUAAUUUUGCUUUGAUGCGUAUGCCCGGACCUAAUGGGGAAGGAGAUGACCCCACUAGGUGCGGACAAUCGAUGCCACAGGGCCUUUUAGAGUUUGGAGCUAAUGUCAAUGCACAAGAUUCAGAGGGCAGAGCUCCCAUCCACGCUGCUAUCAGCAACCAGCACAACGUCAUUAUCCAGCUCCUCAUUUCCCAUCCGGAGAUCCGGCUCAACCUCCGGGAUCGCCAAGGAAUGACGCCGUUCGCCUGCGCCAUGACGCACAAGAACAACAAGGCAGCGGAGGCCAUCCUAAAGAGGGAGCCUGGUGCUGCGGAACAGGUGGACAACAAAGGAAGGAAUUUCCUCCAUUUGGCUGUUCAAAACUCGGACAUCGAAAGCGUUCUGUUCCUCAUCAGCGUUCAGGCUAACGUAAACUCCAGAGUUCAGGAUGCUGCCAAACUCACCCCUCUUCACCUGGCUGUGCAGGCCGGUUCUGAGAUCAUUGUCCGCAACCUGCUGCUUGCCGGAGCCAAAGUAAACGAGCUGACCAAACACAGGCAGACGGCGCUACAUCUGGCUGCCCAGCAAGACCAGGCCACUAUUUGUUCUGUGUUGUUGGAGAACGGCAUAGAUUUUGCUGCUGAGGAUGAGAAUGGCAACAAUGCUCUGCAUCUGGCUGUGAUGCAGGGCCGCCUUAACAAUGUCAGAACCCUUCUGACGGAGUCCAACAUCGAUGCUGAGGCCUUCAAUCUCAGGGGUCAGUCGCCAAUGCACGUACUAGGGCAUUACGGUAAAGAGAACGCGGCAGCCAUCUUUGAGUUAUUCCUGGAGUGUAUGCCAGAAUACCCUCUAGACAAGCCAGACGGCGAAGGGAACACUGUUCUGCUUCUGGCCUACAUGAAAGGGAACGCCAACCUGUGCCGAGCCAUCGUGAGGGCUGGGGCUCGACUGGGCAUCACAAAUAAUCAGGGCACUAAUAUUUUCAACUACCAAGUUGCAACCAAACAGCUGCUCUUCCGCCUUCUAGAUAUGCUGUCCAAAGAGCCCCCUUGGUGUGAUGGCUCCAACUGCUAUGAAUGUACCGCGAAGUUUGGGGUAACGACAAGGAAACAUCACUGCCGCCAUUGUGGGCGCCUGCUGUGCCACAAGUGCUCUAUAAAGGAGAUACCAAUCAUCAAGUUCGACUUGAACAAGCCGGUGAGAGUGUGCGACAUCUGCUUUGACGUACUGACCCUGGGUGGGGUAUCGUAAUGCUGCGACUCGCCGCCACGAUUCAGGAACGCCACGAGGAAGGACGGCGACGAGCAGCGGAUACCGAGGACCAUCGUCUUUAUACUACUCCAGUCUAUGGAAAACUAUUAAUCUUCUAGAGAGACAUCUCAAAUAGAAACAUCGUCUUUUUGUUGGUUUGAAUCAAAAGUGUCUGAACGCAGCUCGGCGACAGCUUGGACGGAGUUUCUUUCUUUCUCGAUGGGUGUGGCAUUUGGCUCCUACAGUCGAGGUUGUUGUGGUGACACUUCAAUCCGGUGAUAACACUUAUAGAAGCGUUUACCUUUCCUCUGUUGGGUUGUUUUACCAUCCACGGGAUUCAAAUGGACUCUCCCAAAGCGGAAAAAUGCAGUGCGACAAACUGAUUCAUUUAUAACAGUGUUGAUUAUUCAUGUUUGUAAUCUGCUAUCAUUCACCCUCAGUUGAUUUUUUUUUUCUUGUGAGGUAACUGAUCCGAAUGAGUAAAAGUAAUCAUGUUGAGAUGACUACAACAAAUCCUGUCAAGUCGGCAGAUGAAAUGGCACAACUUGAAUCUUUUUUUUUUUUCUUUUUCUCCAGUGUAAAUGAAAAUUGAGCGUAAUAUACGACAGAGUAUUAGGGGACACUAAAGAAAAAAAUAAAAUUACAAGAAUAAAGUCAUAUAAGCAGAAUAAUAGAAUAGUCGUAAAGUCGUAGUAGUAAUGCAAGGAUAAAGUUGUAAUAUUACUAGGAGAAGGUCAUAGUAAACACAUCAUCAGAUUAUUGGGACACAGCCUGCUACUGUUGCUAAUCUAAUGUUGAUGUGUUAAUAAAUGAAGUAUUUCCUUAUUUGUAAAACCAAUGCCAAAGUAUAACUUCACAAGAUGCUCAACAUUCCUCAUCUGCAGCUGUAACGCUGCCUUUUUUGUGUGUCCAAGUUCUCGUAUCACAACUUUAUUCUUGCAAUAUUGUGACUUUUGUCUUCUUUUUUUCCCAGCCUUGCCUUAAAACUCCGUCGUAAUAAAGAUCAAGAAUCUGAGAGCCGAAUUCAUCACAUGAACUCGCAGCAUUCUGUUGACAGUCAUCUUCAGUUGCGCAUCCUUCUCAUGUCGCCUACGCUUCUCGUUUCAUUUGUAGCCUUUAUACAUCAGUUAUAUCAUGAAUCAUGUUCUGAAAUGGAUCACCAAAUAACAUUCCUUCUGAAUUGUUUCGUCCUGUCAUCACUGGUAUCUUUUUUUGAUGUUUAACGCUCUUAAUUUUCUCAGCCUAACAGGUGCACUUUAUCAGAAACACGAGACAUUUCAGAUCAUCGGGGAGAAUGUGGACUAAGUAGAGGGUCGGCCAAGUGGAGCGGCCUCUUUAAGUAUUGUUAAAUUGUACAGAUAAAUGUCUGAUAUUUUUUGACCACUACAACUGUUUUGUACUUUAAAAUGCAGUUUGUGCUUGUCAUUGUGACAAACCCUAAAAGAGAAAAAAAUCUUGCCUCUGUUAAUCUUUUAUGCACAUUGUUUAAUCUUUUAUGCACAUUGUAUUGUAUCUGUAUGCUCAGAUAUCUAGCCUGUCUCUUCCUGGUGUAUUCUUUUAGAAAAAGGGAGGACAACUUUACAUAAAGGUCAUUGACAAAC